UUGCACACGCAUCGAUCGAAAGCAAAGCUUAGCUAGCUCUCUUCACAAACUGCAAACAAUGGCGUCUCCGGCCGCCUCUUCGUCGGUGCUCGCCGUCGUCCUCGUGGCGACCCUGGCGGCCGGGGCCAACGCGGCCACCUUCACCAUCACCAACCGGUGCUCGUUCACGGUGUGGCCGGCGGCGACGCCGGUGGGCGGCGGCGUGCAGCUGAACCCGGGGCAGACGUGGACCGUCAACGUGCCCGCCGGCACCAGCUCCGGCAGGGUGUGGGGCCGCACGGGGUGCAGCUUCGACGGCGCCGGCAGGGGAAGCUGCGCGACCGGCGACUGCGGCGGCGCGCUGUCGUGCAGCCUGUCCGGGAGGCCGCCGAUGACGCUGGCGGAGUUCACGCUGGGCGGCGGCGGCAGGCAGGACUUCUACAACCUGUCGGUGAUCGACGGGUUCAACGUGGGGAUGAGCUUCUCCUGCAGCUCCGGCGUGGGCGUCACCUGCAGGGAGAGGAGCUGCGGCGACGCCUUCCAGUUCCCCAGCGACAACUCCAAGGUCCACGCCUGCAACGGCAACAGCAACUACCAAGUCGUCUUCUGCCCUUAGUACUGAUGACCUCAUGCAGCUUGCUAGCUACUGCAUGCGUGCACGUAUUAUCUAGCUAGCUGCUGACUAGGGAA
This is a messenger RNA of Oryza brachyantha (malo sina), 669 nucleotides long. RefSeq names its product thaumatin-like protein. Gene Ontology annotation, biological process: defense response. Bases 59 to 595 code for a protein of 178 amino acids. The record is from RefSeq and is a predicted model, not a curated record. Gene Ontology annotation, cellular component: extracellular region. The transcript has a single exon. NCBI's taxonomy places the organism in Eukaryota, Viridiplantae, Streptophyta, Magnoliopsida, Poales, Poaceae.